Molecule: messenger RNA, 1323 nt
Organism: Microthlaspi erraticum
Lineage: Eukaryota; Viridiplantae; Streptophyta; Magnoliopsida; Brassicales; Brassicaceae
Source: the annotation of a GenBank genome assembly
AUGCAGAAAGAAUCUUGGAACUCGAUGAGUAUCAUUCUUGUUACUCUUUCUUUUCUCUUUGUGUUCAUUUUUAGUUCUCAAGAUGUAUUUUCGGCUCCUUCUUCUAGGCACUUGUGUCUUCCUGAACAAAGGGAUGCACUUAUCGAGUUCAAAAACGAGUUUGAGAUUGGCCAACUUAAUCAGUUUUGUGAUAGUGGUCAACCAAAGACGAAGUCAUGGGUGAAUAACAGCGACUGUUGUUAUUGGGACGGUGUCAUGUGUGAUGCCAAAUCUGGGGAAGUGGUCGAGCUAGACCUUAACUGCAGUCGCCUCCAUGGUUGGUUUCAUUCUAAUAGUAAGCUUUUUAGGAUUCAAAGCCUUCGUUCACUUGACCUUUCAUUUAAUGAUCUCAGCGGUCAAAUUUUGUGGUCAAUUGGAAACUUUUCUCAUCUUAUCACUCUCGAUCUUUCUAAUAAUUACUUUAGUGGUAGGAUUCCUUCUUCGAUUGGAAACCUUUCUAAUCUCACUAAUCUCCGCCUCCAUUAUAACAGUUUUGAUGGUGAAAUCCCAUCUUCACUUGGAAAUCUUUCCCAUCUCACCUCUCUCGACCUCGGUGGUAACAAUUUAGUUGGUGAAAUCCCAUCUUCUUUUGGUAGUUUGAACAACUUGGACGUCUUAGAAGCUAGCUCCAAUAAACUUAGUGGUAGCUUCCCUCUUCCACUAUUAAACUUGACAAAACUGUCAGUUUUAUCGCUCUCUAGUAAUCAGUUCACAGGAACGCUUCCUUCUUCUCUCUUGACCCUUCCUUCUAAUUGGGAAUUUCUUAAUUUGGCAAAUAACCAAUUCAACGGCACUCUUGAAUUAGGACAUAUAUCUUCAUCAUCUCAGCUAAGAGGGUUAUUCCUUGGCAAUAACAACUUCAGAGGGUCAAUCCCCAUAUCCCUUUCCAUAUUAGUCAACCUUGAGACACUCCACCUUUCUUAUUUAAACACCCAAGGCUCAGUUGACUUAAGCAUCUUCUCCCAUCUCAAGUCGCUCGAAGAUCUUGACAUAUCCCAUUUGAACACAACCACUACGAUGGACUUGAAUGCAAUCUUAUCAGUUAACAAGAGGCUCGUUGAAUUGGAUCUCUCAGGCAACCAUGUUUCAGCCAUAAACAAGAGUUCAGUUUCAGAUCCUCCUUCGCAAUCGAUUACGGGACUAACCUUGUCAGGAUGCGGUAUCACCGAGUUUCCGGAGUUCCUAAGAACCGAACACGAAAUGUGGUUUCUCGACAUUUCCAACAACAGAAUCAAAGGUCAAGUUCCUGGCUGGUUAUGGACGCUACCAAAUCUGUUUUUGUGA